Molecule: messenger RNA, 1440 nt
Organism: Penicillium alfredii
Lineage: Eukaryota; Fungi; Ascomycota; Eurotiomycetes; Eurotiales; Aspergillaceae
Product: C-14 sterol reductase
Exons: 3
Coding region: 1-1440 (479 amino acids)
Biological process (GO): ergosterol biosynthetic process
Cellular component (GO): endoplasmic reticulum membrane
Molecular function (GO): Delta14-sterol reductase activity
Source: RefSeq, a predicted model, not a curated record
AUGUCAACCAAACCCGGAUAUCACAUCGAGGGGCCUCCUGGCACCUUUCUCCUUGCUACCUGUCUCCCACUGCUCCUUUACUUUUUGUUCUUCACCUGCAAUGACAAGUCGGGCUGCCCGGCACCAGCCCUGCUCGAGUUAAGGACUAUCUCUCUGGAAACGUUGAAAGCUCAGAUCCCAUGGCCCGAGAAUGGGUUGAAGGGCUUGGCUAGCUGGGAAGCCACCAGCUGGGUGCUAGCUUAUUAUUUCCUCAACCUGCUCCUUCACCGAAUACUUCCUGCGCAGGAGGUGUUGGGGACCAAGUUACGUGAAUCCGGCCGUCCUCUGAAAUACCGAUUUAAUGCAUUCUCCACCACUCUCGCCCAACUGAUCCCCUGCGUCAUUGGAACCUAUCACUACGGCGCAGGUUUCCCUCUGUGGACAUACAUCGACAGGAACUACCUGCAGAUCCUGACAGCCAACAUCCUACUCGCCUACGCAAUCUCCAUCUCUCUAUACAUCCGCAGUUUCAGCAUCAAGCCAGGAAACAGCGAGUUACGAGAGCUCGCGCGCGGAGGCUGCACAGGAAAUCUAAUCUACGACUGGUGGAUGGGGCGCGAACUCAACCCACGGAUUACGCUUCCACUACUCGGCGAAGUGGACAUCAAAGCAGCACUAAUGAUGCGGCCGGGCCUCACAGGCUGGUUGUUCCUCGACCUCGCCUUCGUGGCAAAGCAAUACCGACUGCACGGCUACAUCUCCGACAGCAUUGUCUUCGUCGCCGCGGUCCAAGCCUACUACGUGCUGGAGGGCCAGUUCGCCGAGCCCGGCAUCGUCGGCAUGAUUGACAUUGCGACGGACGGGCUGGGGUUCAUGCUCACGUUCGGGGAUAUUGCCUGGGUACCUUUUCUGUAUUCGACGCAGUGCCGGUAUCUGGCUGUCUACCCGGUGCAUUUGGGAUGGACAGGGACGAUACUGGUUGGGGUGGUUUUCGCUGUUGGACUGUAUAUCUUCCGGGCAUCCAACUCCCAGAGAAACACCUUUCGCACGUCGCCCCAGCACCACAGUGUCGUUGACCUGCCCUACUUGCAGACUAGACGAGGAACCAGAUUGCUGACUGGUGGCUGGUGGGGUCUGGCGCGGCAUAUCAACUAUUUUGGUGAUUGGUUGCAGGCCGUGCCGUUUAGUUUGCCGACGGGCUGGGCUGGGUAUGUGAUUCUUGCUGCUGAUAGUGCUGCUGCCUCGGAUGCAGUCGUGCAGAUGGGUGAUGGUCGGGUGGUGGUGCAGGGAGCAGCUCGGGGCUGGGGGGUUGGCUAUACGUAUCUCUAUGCCGUCUAUUUUGCUGCUUUGCUUCUUCAUCGGGAGAGACGCGACUGCGAGGCGUGUUCGGAGAAAUAUGGAGAGGAUUGGGAGAAGUACAAGAAGGCUGUUCCUUGGAGGAUCUUCCCGGGUGUUUAUUAG